Castor canadensis (American beaver) is the source of this 1702-nucleotide messenger RNA. Lineage: Eukaryota; Metazoa; Chordata; Mammalia; Rodentia; Castoridae. The record is from RefSeq and is a predicted model, not a curated record.
AUGCGGACCGAGCGCGGGCCCGAGGAGUCCAAGCGCGGCCGGCCGCUGCACUUGCUUCCCGGAGCCCUGCGCGCGCCGCCCGCCUUCUUCGCCGUUUCGUCCGCGGCGGUGUGCCCAGCGGGCAGCGGCUUUGGCGAGUGUCCCUCGGGGAUGCAGAGCGAGGGCGGCGCCGUCGCGGAGCGCCUUGUAAGGGACAGGCAGCGAGGAGUCCGGGGAUCGCCGGCCACAACUUCUGGGAACCCGCGUCCAGGGUGGUGCCAUGUUGGCCGACGCCGCGCGCCCACCGCCCCCUGCAGGAACCCCGCUUCGCUCCUGCGGCUGCUGCUGGCCGCGUUGCUGGCGGCGGGGGCGCGGGCCAGCGGCGAGUACUGCCACGGCUGGCUGGACGCUCAGGGUGUCUGGCGCAUCGGCUUUCAGUGCCAGCGCUUCGACGGCGGCGACGCCACCAUCUGCUGCGGCAGCUGCGCCUUGCGCUACUGCUGCGCUAGUGCUGAGGCUCGCUUGGACCAGGGCGGCUGCGACAACGACCGACAGCAGGGCGCUGGCGAGCCUGGCCGGGCGGACAAAGACGGCCCCGACGGCUCGGCAGUCCCCAUCUAUGUGCCGUUCCUCAUCGUCGGGUCAGUGUUCGUGGCUUUCAUCAUCUUGGGGUCCCUGGUGGCGGCCUGUUGCUGCAGAUGUCUUCGGCCCAAGCAGGAGCCCCAGCAGAGCCGGGCCCCAGGGGGCAGCCGCCUGAUGGAGACCAUCCCCAUGAUCCCCAGUGCCAGCACUUCCCGGGGGUCAUCCUCUCGCCAGUCCAGCACUGCUGCCAGUUCCAGCUCCAGUGCCAACUCAGGGGCCCGGGCACCCCCUACACGCUCACAGACCAACUGCUGCUUGCCUGAGGGGACCAUGAACAAUGUGUACGUCAACAUGCCCACGAAUUUCUCUGUGCUGAAUUGCCAGCGCACCCAGAUCCUGCCACAUCAGGGACAGUACCUGCCCCCAUAUGUGGGCUACACAGUACAGCACGACUCUGUGCCCGUGACACCUGUGCCCACUUUCAUGGACGGCCUACAGCCUGGCUUUAGGCAGGUUCAGCCUUCCUUCCCUCACACCAACAGUGAACAGAUGUACCCUGCGGUGACCGUAUAGCUCACAGGUCACCGCCAGGGGUCCUUCGUAAGUCUGAGGAAGACCAAAACGGAUUCUUGAGGUGGAAGUCUAUGGAGGUGGCAGGUGUUUCUGGCACUAGGCUGCUGGAUGGCUUCAUCUGCCCUAAACCGCGUGAAGACCACUCGGAAUCAGGAUUUCUGUGUAUGUGAUUCCCAGGGAAUCACUGUUAAUGAUAGAAAAACACAUCUGUGAUACUGCCACCUGUGCUGUUAGUGACAAUGUGACAAACACUUGAACCCCAAGUGCCCUUGAGGUGUGGUUAGCAAAAGAAUUUUAUAAACUGAUAGAUUAAGGGAUUUUAUUAUGUCAUUAUACUAUUUUGUUUUUGUUUGUAACUGCAUAAGACCAGAAUGCCUAUGAGCUCCCUUUUACCAGGGAUGGUUUUUUUAAGUAAGUAUCUGAGGUUGAAGGGAAGACGUGUAUAAUACAAUUUUAGAAAAAGAGAGCAGAUUGAGCUCUAUGAGAUCAGUCGUCAAUCUCAGUGCUCCACAGUACAUCUUAAUUUCAUUGUAAAAAGAUACAUAUUUUGUCCAUUUUUGUGCUUUUG